Molecule: messenger RNA, 1533 nt
Organism: Lodderomyces margitis
Lineage: Eukaryota; Fungi; Ascomycota; Pichiomycetes; Serinales; Debaryomycetaceae
Gene: SIP5
Product: Sip5p
Exons: 1
Coding region: 1-1533 (510 amino acids)
Cellular component (GO): cytoplasm
Source: RefSeq, a predicted model, not a curated record
AUGGGCAAUGUACCAACAAAAGAAGCCAGAAGCAGGUCAAACUCAGCAGUCUCUGACUUUCAUAAUGGCGGGGGGUCUAGCUCCAACACUUUUACCACCGGCUCUUCAUCAUCAUCAAGUGGUCGCCAUGCAAGGCAACAUCGCAAGGGAAGCAGCGCGAAUGGGGCUGUCCAUAUCCACCAAAGGUCAACCUCGUCUGACUUGAGAAAACUCAAACGUCAAGAAGAAAAAGAUCAGAAACAGUAUCAUCAUUAUGGUCAGUUAAUUGUCAAAUAUGAUGAAAAUGUCGAUGGGGGAUAUUUGGCACCACAUGGAACUUAUAAAUCCAAUCUUGAUUUCGAUACUGAUAUAGUUCGGUCAUUGAUUGUUAAUCGUGAAUUAUCGCCCUUUUUCACACCGUUGCAAGAUUUCGACGAAAGCUGGACCGACAACGAAUUAUGUAUCUUGUUAUCGCAACUACCUUUACAUGCAUUGGAGGAACCAACUGAGUUGAAUGGGUACGACGAAGAAGAAGAUGCCGAUAGUCACAAGAUCCACAAGAGUGCUAAUUAUUACAGACGACAGGAAGAGAAGGCCAAGUUAAAACUGUUGAUUAUGCAAAUGAAGGAGAUUCAAAAGGAUGAAGAACAAAAAUAUAUCGAUUCCAAGGGCAAAUCAAAAGAUAUCCCCAGUAGGGAUUUAUUAUUGAGAUUGUAUCGUAAUCCCAGUGAGUGUCCCAUUUGUUUCUUGUAUUACCCCAGACAUUUAAAUGUUUCGCGUUGUUGUUUGCAGCCAAUAUGUACUGAAUGCUUUGUUCAAAUUAAACGUUUGGAACCCCAUCCACCACAUGAUGAUCCAUCGAAUCAUCAAGCUGGAGAACAGCCACACUCACUUAUAUCCGAGCCUGCCAGCUGUCCCUAUUGUGCUAUGCCUGAGUUUGGAGUUACUUAUGAUGCUCCGUUGGAUAUACAUACUGGAGUUGGAGGAAUACUACCGGGAGACUAUAAAGCAACGAGUGCUAUAUUGGAAGAUGAAGAAGGUGGUGUUACAAAUGACAAUGAUGAAGCUAUUGCCGAUGAAGAUGAUUCUGCAAGUAGCCCAUCGCCCGUGAGGAAUCGCAAGAGUAUUGGUUCUCCUACACCUACAUCUCCACCACCACCCAAUUCGAUGCAAAGUAAAUUAUGGCCACAAAAAAAGAAAAACAAGCAACGUAGCAGAAGAAGUUCAGUGGCAGCAAAUGCUCCUGGUGUAACCACGAUUGAUAUGAUUAGACCCAAUUGGGAGCAAACUUUAAAUAGUGCCCGAAACAAAUUAGCCAGAAGAGCUGCUACUGCAACUGCAAUACAUGCCAGUAAUCUAAUAAUUGAAGGUGACAAUGAAGGAUCGGAGAAUCACAGAGGUAGCAAUCAUUCUAGAAUAAGGUCCAGUACUGUGGGAUCAUCAAGUUAUGAUGCUACUGAUUAUUCAUUAGUUGAGCAACAGAUGAUAAAUGAAGCCAUGAGAUUGUCAUUGUUGGACGAAGAAGAGAGGAAACGAAAGGCUGAGCGGGGCUAA